GAGCACAGGAUGGGUAUCUAUCUUCUUCUGUUAAUUGUAGGGUUUUGCUGGGCACAGUACAACCCUAAUACUGUCUCUGGGAGGACGUCUAUUGUACAUCUCUUUGAAUGGCGCUGGGCAGAUAUUGCUCUUGAGUGUGAACGCUAUUUAGCUCCUAAUGGAUUUGGAGGAGUUCAGAUUUCACCUCCAAAUGAAAAUGUUAUCAUUACUGACCCCUGGCAGCCAUGGUGGGAAAGAUACCAGCCCGUCAGCUACAAGCUGUGCACACGAUCUGGAAAUGAAACUGAAUUUAGAGAUAUGGUGACCAGGUGCAACAAUGUUGGAGUACAUAUUUAUGUGGAUGCAGUAAUCAACCAUAUGUGCGGAGCUAAUGCUGGUGCUGGUGAUCAUACUACUUGUGGAAGCUAUUUCAAUUCGAAAACUAAAGAUUUUCCAGCUGUGCCAUAUUCUGGCUGGGACUUUAAUGAUGGUAAAUGUAAAUCUAGAAGUGGAGACAUUGAGAAUUAUCAUGAUAUAUCUCAGGUCCGAGACUGCCGCUUGGUUAGCCUUCUUGAUCUGGCCCUGGAGAAGGACUAUGUACGCUCAAAAGUUGCUGAGUACCUGAACUAUCUCAUUGAUACUGGUGUAGCAGGCUUCCGGAUUGAUGCUGCCAAGCAUAUGUGGCCUGGGGAUGUGAAGGCGAUUUUAGACAGGUUGGAAGAUCUAAAUACUACAUGGUUUUCUGCAGGAACUAAACCUUUCAUUUACCAGGAGGUAAUUGACUUGGGCGGAGAGCCGAUCAAAGGCAGUGAGUACUUUGGAAAUGGCCGAGUAACAGAAUUCAAGUACGGUGCAAAACUGGGGACAGUGAUCCGCAAGUGGAACGGAGAAAAGAUGGCCUACUUAAAGAACUGGGGAGAAGGCUGGGGCUUUAUGCCUUCCGAUAGAGCCCUGGUCUUCGUGGAUAAUCACGAUAACCAGCGGGGGCACGGCGCCGGUGGAGCUUCCAUUCUAACCUUCUGGGACCCCAGGCUUUAUAAAAUGGCAGUUGGUUUCAUGCUUGCUCAUCCAUAUGGGUUCACGCGUGUGAUGUCAAGUUUUCGCUGGCCAAGAUAUUUUGUAAAUGGACGGGACGUCAAUGACUGGAUUGGACCACCAAGUAACUCGGAUGGAUCAACAAAGCCUGUUACAAUCAAUGCAGACACCACCUGUGGCAACGACUGGGUUUGUGAGCAUCGCUGGCGCCAAAUAAAGAACAUGGUUAUCUUCCGUAAUGUGGUGGACGGUCAGCCUUUCUCCAACUGGUGGGACAACGGCAGCAAUCAAGUAGCUUUUGGCCGUGGUAGUAAAGGCUUCAUCAUUUUCAAUAAUGAUGACUGGUCUUUGAAUGUAACUCUGCAGACGGGUCUCCCUGCUGGCACUUACUGCGAUGUCAUUUCUGGGCAAAAGAAAGGUGACUACUGUACCGCAGUUGAAGUUCAUGUUGCUGCCGAUGGCAUGGCUAAUUUCCUGAUUAGUAACGAGCAUGAAGACCCAUUCAUUGCAAUUCAUGUUGAUGCCAAAUUGUAACCAGAUCUGUUGUGCACGUGUUGUUUCUUCUCUUCUGUAUUUUUGCUAAUAGCAUACAAAGUGUUCUGAUGGUGUCAGCACUCCAGCACUGAAUGCACUGUGACAGAGCAAAGUGUAUUAGCUUAUAUUAAUGAAAUACCGAGUAGCUGCUCUACAGAGACAAGAGUAGUGGUGCUAGUGCAGAUCUGGAAGAGGCGGUAUAUGCCUGUUUACCUUUGUAAUUGCACUUUAUUCAGUUGAAGUACUAAUAAAAAAUGAAAGGAGAAAAUUGAAAUUACUUAAUUUUAAAUUGUGCUGCUCCGUGCGUAAGUGGAAAUGUAGUUCUCCUUAUGGUGAAGCUGGACUGGGAAUUAACAGCAUGUCCAAAAAUCAAGAGAAGACACCUUUGGGCUGAAACAUGACGCAAUUCAAGUUAAUGCCAAGUUAUA
Molecule: messenger RNA, 1976 nt
Organism: Gavia stellata (red-throated loon)
Lineage: Eukaryota; Metazoa; Chordata; Aves; Gaviiformes; Gaviidae
Product: pancreatic alpha-amylase
Exons: 10
Coding region: 10-1548 (512 amino acids)
Biological process (GO): carbohydrate metabolic process
Molecular function (GO): cation binding; alpha-amylase activity
Source: RefSeq, a predicted model, not a curated record